CGAAGGUUUGGAACUAAAUGAUGAAUUUCUUCACCCUUUCAUAUACUUCAGCUUGUGAAAUCCCUUCCCUUCAAUAUACCUGAAGCUUGAAAAAAGUACCCAUUUCGGGUGAAGCUUCCCUGUAUAGACCAUUUAGGGAGUACACCCUGGGGCCGGGGGACAUUCAGCCUUUUCAGAGUAUCAUGCAGGCUAAACCAAUUGCAAGAUAUGACCACAGACUCUUUUGACUGAUAAGACAAGGAGCCUCGCUUGAGCUUAUUUAUUAUUAUCUUUCAGGAAAGCGAAUUUUAUUUUCUUUUUAGUGGUAGCUUUGGCGUUUAGCCAAGUCGGGACUUUUUGUGAAGGCCUACACGACCCUAAAUGCAGCAGGAAGUGCAGUUGGCACAAACCGGAAGUUUCGUCUGCGUGACAUAACAACAUUGCUUCAAAGGAAACACGUGGUUUUCUCACCUGAGUUUUGGAUUUCCUCUAGGAUGUGAGGGGUCAAGUUUGAUUGCGUGCAAACUUUCUCUCAGUAGAGUUGAGGUCUCAAGGCCGAACAACAUGGAUUACGAAAACGAAGGCUGUCUUCAUGAAAUCUUUGAGCGGCAGAUGAAGAAUACUCCACCGACUGCAACAGCUGUUGUGUCCGGCGAUGGCCGAUCUGUUUCCUUCUCCGAGCUUGACGAUCUCACCAACGUUUUGGCUACGAACCUCAGGCAUAGAGGCGUCAAGAGGGACAGCGCUGUUGGAAUAUACCUCGAGCGAUCGCUGGAAUACCCUUUAGCUUACAUAUCGAUUUUGAAAGCUGGUGGGGCCUACAUGCCUUUAGAACUCUCCUAUCCCGAAACUCUGCUUUAUUCGAUUCUUGAGGACGCAAAACCUGCGGCGAUCAUAACGAGUGAACAUUUGAAAGAGAAACUUCCUAAUUCGGUGGAUUUGAUUUUACUGAACGAGGGCUGGGACGAAAGACUUGAAAUGGAGAACGCUUCGAAACCCGCUUUGGAAAAAUUGAAGACAAAGCUCGAUGACUUGGCAUACAUUGUUUAUUCUUCAGGGACCACAGGAAAGCCAAAAGGGAUUUGUUGUCCUCAUCGGGGUGCUGUCUUCUCAUACACCUGGAGAUUCCAUAAUUUUCCAUUUCAACCUGAUGACAGAGUGGCCUGUAAUGUCUUCUUUGUAUGGGAGCUGUUGCGACCUCUUCUGAAGGGAAUCCCUCUAUAUGUCAUUCCAGACACUGUUAUUUAUGACCCUUUGCUACUGCUGAAGUUCUUGAAGAAGCACGGAAUAACACGAGUCCUUUUUACUCCAUCUCUUUUAGGUAAAAUAUGAUCAGUAGAUGAUAAGUAGUGGUAAAAAUUAGACCAAGUAGAGUGCAUCUAAGGGAGUAAUCGGGCGAGUAAUUUCAAAGAUGAGUGCAUAUCAGCAGCUGAUUUGAAAGUAUUACAAGCAUGAUUACUCUCUGAAUUGCAAUUACUAAUUAAUCUUAUUAAUA
Orbicella faveolata is the source of this 1474-nucleotide messenger RNA. RefSeq lists its product as uncharacterized. The record is from RefSeq and is a predicted model, not a curated record. Lineage: Eukaryota; Metazoa; Cnidaria; Anthozoa; Scleractinia; Merulinidae. Gene Ontology annotation, molecular function: phosphopantetheine binding; oxidoreductase activity.